AUGUCUUCAUUAUCUUUAAUCUCGGGUUGGCAAGGUUGGUCUAAUGCAGCUCAAAAACACGAGAAUAUACCAAUUAAAAACGAGGUUUACUACGUCUACAAAAGUUUCACUAAACUCACCAGUUUAAAACUUUGUUCAACAAUCAACAAUAAAGGAAUUGAAGGUGGUAUAUUGUCAAUGACCCUGUUUAAAAAUUUGAAAUAUUUAGAAAUUAAUGGAUUGUCGCCAAAAGCUUUUGAUGGUUGGGAUAUUCUACAAGAGAAAUUGGAAAUUUUAACUUUAACUAAAAGUUCAAUUGAUGAUAUUACUGAAUUAUUUAUUGAUCUUGUAGCUGAUGGCGCUGAAGAAAACGGCGAUGAUGAUAAAGAAAUUACUAUUAAUCGUAAAACUGUCAUUAAAAAAAAAAACAAUGAUUAUGAUGAUGAUGUAGUUGCACCAUUGAAAAUUUGGAAAAAUCUUCGACAAGUUAAUUUAUCAGAUAAUGCACUGACGUUUAUUCCCAAUGAACCACUUAUCUACAUUGCAAAAUGUACACAUAUUGAUCUAUCAAACAAUCUGCUGAUUGCAAUUCCAUCUGGAUUGUCACAGCUGUAUAAUUUACAAUAUUUGAAUCUUAGUAAUAACAUGAUUGAAACAAUAACAGGUAUUUACAAAAUACUUGGAAAUGUGACGAAAUUGGAUCUGAGAAACAAUAGAAUAGAGAAUUUGUGUGGUUUGGAAAGAUUAUAUUCACUGGAAUAUGUUGACGUUAGAGAAAAUCAAUUGACCGAUUGGGCUGAAGCUACUCGAAUGACUGAACUGCCUGAGAUGAAGCAAAUUUACGUUGAUGGUAAUCCAUUCACAAGAUAUGAGACUAAUUACAGGAUUAAUAUUUUUAAAGCAUUUAAAGAAAACAAUAAAGAUAUUAUUUUGGAUGGAACAGCACCUACUUAUAUUGAAAGAAGAUCUCUCCCAUCAAAUGCAAAUUCACCAUCAAAUCAAAAAUUCCCUUUUGCCAUUCUAAGCAAUGAAAAUCCUCUGUCCAGUCCCAAUAGUUCAAAUGAUGAACAACAUCAGCAACGCAAUAAUAAUUUGCCAGUUAUAAGACAUAAAAAAAGUCAGAAAUUUCAUAAAAGAGUUGUUGACUUGGAUGGAGAUAACCAAAAUAAGAAUAGUGAUAAUAGUGAGGAGAUUACAGCAAAAGCUAAAGUACCAUUACCAAAACAUCGAGCUGUUGAAAUUGAAAAGGCAAUAGCAGCUGAUAACUCCAAAUCACAUAAAAGAAGAUCAGUGAAUAAACGUCAAAAUACCACGCCAGAUUUUUCAUCAACAAAAAAAACACCAACAUCACCAUUAUCAUCACCACAUAGUGAUUCAGAAACCAUUUCAUCACCUACAAUCGGUGAAGCAAUAGAGUAUAGAAAGAAGAUUGAAGAGUUACGUAAAGAGGGUGGAUCUUCUUGGCUAACUAUUUUAAAUGAGAUGGAAUAUAAUAAUAAUAAUAUAAAUGGUAUUUUACAUUCAAGACAAAGAUCAGAAAAUCAACCACCAAAAUUGAAGGCUAUUGUUGAUCAAGUUAUAACUGCAAACUCCAGAAAUUAUUAA
Entrophospora sp. SA101 is the source of this 1584-nucleotide messenger RNA. Lineage: Eukaryota; Fungi; Glomeromycota; Glomeromycetes; Entrophosporales; Entrophosporaceae. The record is from the annotation of a GenBank genome assembly.